This is a messenger RNA of Homarus americanus (American lobster), 5586 nucleotides long. RefSeq names its product acid ceramidase-like. Gene Ontology annotation, molecular function: N-acylsphingosine amidohydrolase activity; fatty acid amide hydrolase activity. Gene Ontology annotation, biological process: fatty acid metabolic process. The coding region runs from base 88 to 1263 and encodes 391 amino acids. The transcript has 10 exons. Lineage: Eukaryota; Metazoa; Arthropoda; Malacostraca; Decapoda; Nephropidae. Gene Ontology annotation, cellular component: lysosome. The record is from RefSeq and is a predicted model, not a curated record.
GACAGGUUGGUGGCCCUGGGUAACUUGACUCACAGCUGAGGGAGAUAAACAAAGCCUCAGGUACGGUCUGUUCCAGCUGAGGUGAAGAUGAACCUCCAGACCUUUAUAUUUUUUGUCCUGUUAUCCUACACACACGCCAAAUUUAGCUUCACUGAUCCGUUUGAGAGUUGUGAGACAAACGCUUUUCCACCCAAACAGAGUGAUGCUGCCCCUCGCUACAUCAUCAACCUUGAUCUCCCGCCUCAAGAAAGAUGGACUAAACUGGUGACAGAGAAGAAGAAUGAUGUGUUGGCCCUCAUAGGUGAUAUUCGAAAUCUGACCCUGUCACUGGUUGGUGAGAAAGUCUUCAAAGUCAUCAUUGAUAAUCUGGACAAGAUUGCCACAACUCUGCCUUAUCCUUUCAAUGAGGAAAUUAUAGGGAUUUCUAAGGCUUCAGGACUUAAUAUAUCGGAAGCUACACUCUACAACAUUUUCUACGAAGUGUUUACAUUCUGUACCUCCAUCGUUGCUCAGGAUACAUCAGGACACCUCUACCACGGCCGCAACCUUGACUUUGGACUGUUUAUGGGUUGGAAUCCAAAAACACACACCUGGACAAUUGCAGAGUUACUGAAGCCCUUGGUGGUGCAGCUGGAGUGGCAGAAGGGGGGAAAGACGGUGUAUGAGUCAGUCAAUUACGUUGGAUAUGUUGGCAUUAUUACAGCUGUCAAAAAAGGCCUCUUCACAUUUAGCCUGGAUGAACGUUUUGGUCUCAAUGGUGGUUUUGUUGGUCUGUUAGAGUGGAUCAUCUUUAAAGAUUAUAAACAGAAGUGGGUAUCGUUCCUUACUCGUGAAGUCAUGGAAGAAGCCAAGACUUACAAAGAAGCCAAAUUCAUGCUCUCUCACACACGACUACUGGCUCCUGUCUAUUUCAUCCUUGGUGGAGUUAAGUCUGGGGAGGGUUCAAUCAUCACUCGGUGGCGGGACAAUUUCCAUACCGACGACCUUCUGGAUCGAAUGUCUGGCUCGGGGUCCUGGUUCCUCGUUGAAACAAACUACGACCAGUGGAAGACGCCGCCUUUUUUUGAUGACCGCAGAACUCCUGCCGUACAUUGCCUGAACAAAGGAGGACAGAAAAAUGCUUCACCAAAAUUGUUAUACAAUGUUCUUUCAACAAGGCCAGUGCUUAACAAGCUGACAACUUACACAAGCUUGAUGGAUGUAAACCGGGGAACUUUAGGUGCUUGGCUUCGUAAAUGUGAAGAUCCGUGUUGGCCUUGGUAGAGCACCGCCUGUGGAAAUAGACCAUCCUUCAGUUGUGUUUUUGAUCACUAGCAAACAAGAUUCAUUUCUCCGAGUAUCGAUAAAUCCUCGAUAAUUUUGUUUAGUGGACACGAGCGAAGUGGGGCCUUAAAGAUGACUGAUUUGACUUCACUGAACGAUGCUGAAUUAUCCCUUGGAACCUCAUAACAUUGUUGCUCAGAAUAUGCCAUUGGUAGGUAAUGAACCGAGAACUCCAUUAAUUGAGUUGAUCAAUUUAUUUGGUGUUUGUGCUCCUUAUAUUGGUGAGUGUGCAAGGGUUUUACAGUCCUUCCCUUCAGAUAGGAAUUAAACAUUGGUCCCUUUACUUGUGAGGCUGACAAAGAAGUCUUCAAAAUGUCAAUAAAUGUCACGGAUUAGAUAAGGAAGGUAACGGUAUUCACAAUAUAGUCUUAAGUCUAAUGAGGUUCCUUGGAUAUUUAACUCAAUGUCUUUUUUUUUUAUUCUUUUUUUUCCAGAUGAUUUAAGGAUGACAAGAUCAGUAUUGUUAUGAAGGUAAUCCUCUUUAUUUGCUAUUUUAUAAAACUUUGUAGAGGAAUGCUAGUAAAUACAGUACUGACAUAAACCCCCUUGAGGGAAUAAAGAAAAUAUGUUCUGUUUCUAAGUAUGGAAUGAGUGAUUACAUUACCCACUCAUGCAUACACACAUACAUACAUGAAGGAAUGAUUGCAUUAUCCACUCAUACUUACAUACAUACAUGAAGGAAAGGCAGGGAUUAUCGUAGAGGCUAUUCAUUCAGAUUAUAGAGGACACCCAGCAUAGAUCAUCACCUGUUUUGUUGUAAGGAGUAGACAUGUGCCUAUAAUUAGCAAGUGAAAUAGACUGUGUAGGUACUAGAUAUUGGUAGAUCCUUUAAGAUAUGGAGACAGGACGGCAAGAGAAGGAAUCGUUGAACAGAUGAAGAAAUAGGGAGAGGUGUGUGUCAGCCUAUUCCAUCAAGAUUAUGAAUAAUGUUAUCUUACUGUAUGUUGGGUGACCUUGCACAACUCCUAAGCAGUGUAUUUCCUUUACAUCACACGCUUGUCGAGAGAUUACAGAGGUGACUUAUGCUUGACUGUUUAAGCUGAAUUGUGAUUUGUCUUUCCCUCCUGCCAUUCACCUUUACAUUAUACACAAUCUUUACCUUUUACUUCCCAUUCUCUACUUAUAUACUUGUAAUAUUUUCAGUUAUUCUAUUGUUUUCUAGUCAACUAAAUACCCUCUUAAAUCAUAUAUCAAAUGUAUAUGUAUGAGUAUUUAUGUGUAUGAAAUCUAAUCAAACAAACUAAGUCAACAAGUUUAAUAGUUAGUUCAGUAGAGGCUGGUAUACCUAGAAAUAUUUUUCAAGGAUUAUGUUAGUUUUAGUAAUAUGAGUUACUACUGUGUUGGACAAACUUACUCUAAUGCUAUGUUAUUACUGGGAAAAAGGGGAUUUUUUUUUUUUAAACCAACCACCAUGAACCAACCUGAUGUCCGGGCUGGUUCAUAUUGCUCUGACCUUGGUUAGUCUCAGAACUGAUCUUUAUUAUUUAAUGUUUUAGAUUGCCUGUAGGUUGUUUCAUUUGUUUAACAAUUUACACUCCAUAAGACUUCUUGAUCCACAUCCUCAUUGGGUCUUCUAUCCAAACAAAUGGCAAAAAAACCCAAAUACUGUAAAUGAGUAAUAUUAUAUUGCUGCUAUAGAUGGAAAAAUGAAGACUACUGCACCUGAUCCUUUAAUAAUGAUAUAUAAGGACUUGGAUUCUUGUAUUAUCAUGUCACUUAUACUCUGAGUUUACCAAUACCUGUAUUUGUACUCAUUUCAGUUAGUGUCUCUCUUCAAGUGUUUUCUCAAAUGAUAUGAAUAUCAAUUGUUAUUAGAUAUGAUGCUCAUUUUUUAUUAUUAUUAUUACAGAUUAUAGUUGUAUAUGUUAACUCCAUGACACUCCCAAUUUACUCUCAGGUUAGGAAAUACUGUACCUGUACGAGCCAUGACACACCUAAGGGUCUGAAUUUUCUUGCCAUUCUUUUUAUUUACCUGAUGGGGUUUACUUUAAGAUGUCAUGAACCCCUGUUGUUUGAACCUGUGAUAUGAGGCAUUAUUAUUACAUACCAUGAACCCUUUUAUGAGGUUUAGUUUUCCAUGUUAACUUUCUUAGGGUCUUUAUGGUAUUUUAAAAAGUGAUCAAGCUUGAGGUAGCAGCGCCGUGAUCAAGCUUGAGGUAGCAGUGCCGUUAUCAAGCUUGAGGUAGCAGUGCCGUUAUCAAGCUUGAGGUAGCAGUGCCGUUAUCAAGCUUGAGGUAGCAGUGCCAUGUUACAAAUUUUAUGGGAUUUUUCUAUUUUUUUUUUAGCUAGUUUGUACACUUGGUUAGUGUUGCUAGACAAGCUAACCCUGACAUGACCCAACCUAACUUAACUUAACACAACCUAACUUAACCUAACACAACCUAACUUAACCUAACACAACCUAACUUAACCUAACACAACCUUAUCAUGUUUUUAUACAUUUCCAGGGCAUUAUUAUUAUCUUAACUCCAUUAGUAACUAUUAUACAUUCCUGUUGGGCAUGUUUGAAGCUGCACUGUAUUCUCAAGAUAUAGACAUUGAAGCACCCGUACUCUCCGUACUCUCACAUGAAUAAUAGAGGAAGAUGUAAGUGAUAUCUCCGUUAGCUGGAACUAUUGGUGCAGAACACUUCCGGGAAUGAGAGAUUUCCGGGUAACAAGACGACUCUCAAAGCUGGAAAAAAUCCCUCGUCCCCGGAAUUUUCAAGGUAACGGAAAAAUAGUCUCGGAAGUUCCUGAAUGAUGCAUUAUUUCAUCUCUCAAAGCCGUAAAAAAAAUCCCCCAUCCUCGGAAUUUUCUGAGUACGUACUGGGAAAAUUUUUUCAGAAUUUUCCAGAAAAUUUAAAUUCCAGCCAUCGGAGAGUUCCGGGUUUGAGGGAUUCCGGCUAACAGAGAUAUUACUACUACUGUAUAUUAUUUGUAUUACAACUGUAGGAUGUGAGUAGGGGUCCUUUCUGGGUGUAGGACAUGAGCAGGGGUCCUUUCUGGGUGUAGGACGUGAGCAGGGGUCCUUUCUUGGCAUUUUGUAAACACAGCUCUCCUGCCAGUUCUGUCUCUGUCAUUGAGGUGGUUCUCAGACAUUAACUAUCACCAGACAAUUCAUCACUGGUUUAGUGUAAACUUAACCUAACCUUACCUAAACCAUGGAUUCAUCGCCCCCAAGGCAUUAUCUAAAUUGAAUAAAUAUAACACGGUAUUCAAUAGACCAUUGACGAAUUGUCUGAUGACUAAAUGUCCGUCCAGCCAUUGACGUUGUUGUGUGCCUUGAUCCAUCCUACACAAAAAUUUAGCAAAGUGGUGAAGAUAAUAGAUUGUGCAAUUUGAAGUGGCAUUGAAUUUUUUUUUGCCAUAAUGUACAAUAGUAAAAAGUAGUACAUAAUAUCUUGCCAUAGUGUAAUUUAAAAUAUCAAUGGUGUAAUUUAGGAUGACAACCAUACUAUAAUUUAAAAUGUCACUGAAUCUUAUGUGACCAACUGCUUUAUAUCCAUGACACAGCUAAGAUUUCCAACCCACAGUCAUUACAUUAUAAAGCUGUAACAGAGAAGCAAAUGUUCUUGCAUAUACUCUACAACUUCUUUUACCCAUGAUAUAUUGUAUAAAGGUCAUAAUGAUUUGUGUCUAUAUAUUAUUAUUGGACUCGCCUAAUUUAAUAGCAUCAGCUAGGUAGUAUAUUAAAUAUUUUGUUUCUUCUUGUCCUUUGUGAAAAUUCAGUGAUUGUUUGUUAGGAUCUUUCACUGGAUGCACAGUUUUGUUUUUUAUUCGAGAAGCUUAAAUGAUUGAUAUAUGUAGUGUAUAAAUUUAAUAUGAGAGCCCUUGAUGAUUAUUACCUGUAAGGACGUGUAGUAAACAAGAACAUAAAAAUCAUUAGCAAUAAAAUCUGAUCAUAUCAUUGCUAGGACCAUAGAUGUUCUUCGCUGUAUUAAGACUUUAUUUUGACUAACUUUUAUGUUCCUGUUUACUGCACGCCCUUAAGGAUAGUAAUCAUUAAGGGUUCUCAAGUUAAAAACAAGUCCCCUGUAUUUUAAUACUGUAGUGUAUGGUUUGCUAGCAUUUUAACAUAUAUUAAGAGAUCUUUCUUUUAUGAGGAAUAUAUCUGUACAGCACUGCUCACCAUGCUAAUUGUGUGGGGACAACUGUAGCUAUAACUCAAUAAGCUGUAGAGAUGAACUGUAUACAUGUAACUUUAAUUAAUACUAUAAGAAUUUGUAAUUCCUUCUUCCUACUUAUUGAUUUAUCUUAAGAAAAAUAAAUAUAUCUAUAUCCA